Ipomoea nil (Japanese morning glory) is the source of this 372-nucleotide messenger RNA. Its product is annotated as protein RALF-like 24. The record is from RefSeq and is a predicted model, not a curated record. Lineage: Eukaryota; Viridiplantae; Streptophyta; Magnoliopsida; Solanales; Convolvulaceae. The transcript has a single exon. The coding region runs from base 1 to 372 and encodes 123 amino acids.
AUGCUCAAAACCAAACAUUGUACCAUCUUCUUAGCCCUUCUUUUGUUGAAUGCCCAUUUGGGAAUCUGUGGUGGGUCUUCAGUUUUUGACCCAAAUUCAGUGAAACCCAUUGAAUCUCGGAGGUUUUGCGGUGGGAAAAUGAGGGAUUGCGGUGCCAUGGAGGAAGAGAUGGAGUCUGAGAUUAGCAGAAGGGUUUUGGUGAUGCAGAAGAGGUACAUAAGCUAUGAUACUUUGAAGAGAGAUUUGGUGCCCUGUGAUACCCCUGGUGAUUCUUACUACAACUGCAAAGGCCCUGCCCCUUCCCACCCUUAUAACAGAGGGUGUGAGAUUAUCACCAGGUGUGCUAGAGAGGUCAGUGAUAUCAAUUCUUGA